AUGGCAUCGGAACAACGCCUGGCAAAGUCGCGGAUCGGACGUGCGUUCGCCAACAAUAUAGAAGUGCUACGACAGCGGGGUGAAGAAACUCGUCAGAAAUACAGGGACAAGCCCUUAAACGACUUUCGUGCAGUCAGUCGAAAACUCGAGUUGGAACGGGAACGUUUAUGGAAUGCCUUGACAAUAUACUUCCAGGAUGUGCAAGGGAUUGAUCCCGAGAGUAUCUGGAUUAGCCUCUGCGAGGGCGACGACAUCUCCGACUAUGUACGCGAAUUCUUCUCCAUGUUCAUCGAGAGUUCUGUUUGCGAACGACCCUGUGUUGGACCUGAGGAAUAUAGGAAGGUAUGGACUAUUAACUCAACCCUUUCGAUCGAUGAGUAUUGGAAAUUGCUUCUUGCGAAAGCCGAACGUACCGUCCUUCACCGGAAGAGAAUGGAAGACCCAGAACACAUGGAGAAGUGGACUUUAACCACCAAAAUUGGCAAACGGUAUGGACUUUGGAUCGAAGAAGGGGCGCCUAUAGAACACAACCUCAGCCGCAAACAAACCUUCGAAAAGAAGGAAAUGACACCGGAAGAUAUCAUGAUAUUACUCAGGACACUCUGGAGGCAAGCAAGGCACAUUAAUGCCACUGGAUGGACACGCCUAGCCUUUCACGGUGCCGUUCUCAUUUCUGGGAUCGGAGGGUUCCGUCCUGGGGAGGUGGUGAACCUCACUUAUAGGCAAGUCGCUUUCGAGCUUGUGCGAGAUCCUCUAGACAGCUCUAGGAGGAGGCUUGUCGCAUCAAUUACUAUUGUGCACAGUAAGCAGAUGGAGAGCAGAAUCCAGCGGAGUCAGCAUAAAGUCCUGUUAGUAGCUAGAGCAAUUGCCGACCGGGCCUUUGACGAAGACUUCCAAUCUCUCGAUGACAUACUCCACCGACCUAACAUGGGGAAUUUGGAUUCUUUGCCUUUGAGUUGGACCCCCGGUAUACUGGACAAGCCAAUUCUCCCUAUCUGCUACCAGACGUACUGGCGUAUGUGGCGUCGGACACUUCAGGUUUCCGGCUUGCGCGAUGAAAAACAACGGCCCUACUCGCUUCGCGUCGGCGCUGGAAGCCGAAUAUCCGGUAGUCUUAGUGAGCCAGCACGCCAUGUCGCUCAAGACUUAGUUCAUAUUGCUUUUCGCCAGAAUUCACCGGAACACAACAAUGCCCUUUUUGAUUCUCUACGACGCUCCUUCCUACAACGAGACCCCAAUGCUCCACUUUAUGCUGAUGAAAUCGACGUCGAUGCAUUUGAAAAGCGGCAGGACAUUACCAACCUUCGUGCCCAGUACAAGGAGGCCGUCGCAAAAGAUUCGUCAGCACACCCGAAAGCGAAAAGGAUAGCAGCUCAGAUACACUACAUCCGCCAUUCCCUAGCUGAGGAGUUACUUCAGAAGAAGAGAGCAGAAUGGUUCGACAAUUCAGACAAACACCGGGCAGCUGGGAAAGCAGUUACUAAGGAAUCCGAUCAUGAUUUGAUUCCGUUCAAGAAUUUCGAUCCAGCCGGUGUAUUGGCUGCUGAAGCAGUCGGCCAAUUUAUGGAAUUGGAGGAGAGCGAGUAUGAGCAGGGUGCUGUGAAGCUGGUGAAUGUUUAUCUAGCAUAUCUCCGACGACACCUUACCGAGGUUGUUUUGUUAGUUGAAGGCGGAGUAGGUGACAAAGCUGACACGCAAAAUGACGACGCUUGCGAGAAGACUGCGAUCGACUUAGAAAAAGCACAUUUAUGUUUAUUUGGUUGCCGUGGGUUCGCUGACCGCAAGAAUCUUACUAGGCACAACAGAACCGUGCAUUUCGAGAAAGGCGAUUUCGACCGACCUUUUCCUUGUCCAGAAUGCUGCCGUUUAGGUAUUAAGUGCAUUAUCGAAGGGCCAAUGCAUUGGAGCAACCACGUUGAAACCGUCCACGGCCGUGCCCAUGCACCUGACCUCCCUAGUAGCCUAGAAUCUAGGCGGAAUCAGUCGUGGAGAGAGGAUGGUCAGUGGGAACGUUGUCUUAUAUGUGGUGAUCUCUUCAGCAAUGCCGGCGGCUUCUCAAGGCAUUUCAGGGUAAUGCACUUACAGAAGCAGAAAUUGUUCGAAGCACCGUUUUCCUGUCCCGAAUGUGCGCGCGAACAAGUUAAGCCUAUUUGCGUCGCGAACGAAACGGAAUGGCUAACCCAUCUGGUAGAUGCUCACCAAGGCGGUGGUCGAUUUGGCCCGCUACAUUCUCUACGCGAGCCCAAACGACUAAAGCGUUCUCGGUCCGCCAUCCAAGGCAACGACAGUGAUUAUUGUGAUAGUAAGAGGCGAAAGAAAUAG
Molecule: messenger RNA, 2322 nt
Organism: Hypoxylon trugodes
Lineage: Eukaryota; Fungi; Ascomycota; Sordariomycetes; Xylariales; Hypoxylaceae
Exons: 6
Coding region: 1-2322 (773 amino acids)
Source: RefSeq, a predicted model, not a curated record